AUGACUCGGCUUUUGCCGCCUUAUCACGAGGAGGCUCCCCGCUAUGAGCCUAUCAGUGUGGAACAGCUCGAAGAAGAGGGAUUGUGUAGGGAGUCAGUCAGGCAAGAUGUUGUGCGAGCGGGCCCGCCGCGCCACGCUUCAACCCAGCAGUUUGCGGUCUUGAAGCAUGCCAAGGCCGGCCCGCCGGUUGUCCAAGGUGUCAGCCUUGUGCCGACGCAUGAGCUGCCAGAUCGCUUCCGCUCUAUCUUUCCAUUCGCGCUGUUUAAUGCCGUGCAGUCCAAGUGUUUUGAAGCAGUGUACAGAACUAAUGACAACUUCGUCUUAUCUGCGCCCACCGGCAGCGGCAAGACUGCAGUACUUGAGCUGGCGAUCUGCGGUCUCAUCAACGGCUACUCCAACGGCUCAUUCAAGAUCAUCUACCAAGCGCCGACGAAAUCACUGUGUGCGGAGCGCCAGCGUGACUGGCAAGCCAAGUUCGGUCCGCUAGGUCUCGAGUGUGCGGAGCUCACUGGAGACACGGACUUCGCACAGUUGCGCCAUGUCCAGCAUGCCAGCAUCAUCAUCACGACUCCGGAGAAGUGGGAUGGCAUGACGCGAAAGUGGAAGGAUCAUCAGAAGCUCAUGCAGAUGGUCAAGCUCUUCUUGAUCGAUGAAGUCCACAUUCUCAAGGAAGACCGAGGCGCGGUCCUCGAGGCCAUCGUAUCGCGUAUGAAGUCCAUCGGCUCAGAUGUACGCUUCCUCGCCCUCAGCGCCACCGUACCGAACUCCCAGGACGUCGCUGUGUGGCUCGGUAAGGAUCCAAUAAACGCGCAUUUACCGGCCAUCCGCGAGCGUUUUGGCGAAGAGUUCCGGCCAGUCAGACUUCAGAAGCAUGUCCACGGCUACCAAGGACAUAGCAAUGACUUCGCCUUCGAGAAGAUGCUGAACGCGAAGCUGCCGGAGGUCAUCUCAAAGUGUUCGCAGCGUAAGCCCAUUAUGGUCUUCUGCUUCACCCGCGCCUCUAGCGUCGAAACAGCCAAGCUCCUUGCGAGUUGGUGGGCCACCAAAGGCCCGAAAGAGCGCCUCUGGUCCGCGCCACGGAGCCGCCUCGUAGUAAGCAACCGUGACCUUAGGGACACGAUCUCCGCUGGUGUUGCCUUCCAUCAUGGCGGGUUACAGAUCCAAGACAGGACUGCAGUUGAAAAAGCCUACCUUGCCGGAGAAGUCAACGUCAUAUGCUGCACCUCCACCCUGGCCGUUGGUGUCAACCUGCCAUGCCACAUGGUCAUUGUCAAAGGCACAGUAACUUAUCAGACGAACCAAGUAGCGGGUCUGAAGGAGUAUUCUGAUCUAGAGAUCAUGCAGAUGCUUGGACGUGCUGGAAGACCACAAUUCGACGACAGUGCAGUAGCUGUGAUCAUGACAAGGCUCGAGAAGGUGCAGCGCUACGAGAAGAUGCUCACAGGACAAGAGAUCCUCGAGAGCUGCUUACACCGCAACCUGACGGAUCAUCUCAACGCAGAGAUUGGGCUGGGUACAGUCACGAAUGUGGCGUCAGCCAAACGGUGGCUGUCCGGCACCUUCCUCUACGUACGCCUGAAGGAGAAUCCUGACCAUUACCAAUUGGCUACCGCCGCUUCCGGCCAUAGCCUGGACGAGCGUCUUGAGAGUAUUUGUCGCAACUCUAUCGCUGAGCUUCAAGAAAGCGACCUCGUCACAGCUUCGCCCACUCUCCACAGCACUGAAUUCGGCGAUGCGAUGGCUCGCUACUACGUCCAGUUUCCCACCAUGAAGGUGUUCCUGGGUCUACCACCAAGAGCCAAGAUAUCAGAGAUUCUGUCCGCUAUUGCUCAAGCGUCUGAAUUCCGAGAAAUCCGUUUCCGUAGCGGCGAGAAGAGCGUUUACAAGGAUCUGAACAGGAACUCUUCGAUAAAAUUCCCGAUUCCGGUCAAUGUGGAUCUGGCUGCCCAUAAGGUCUCAUUGAUCAUUCAAGCUAUACUAGGCGUGAUCGACCUGCCGACUGAAGACAGCAAGCACCGCGCUGAAUUCACUUUGGCGAAAGCGGUGAUCUUUCAGCACGCACACCGUCUGAUCAGAUGCAUCAUCGAUUGCCAGCUCCACCUUAACGAUGCUGUUUCCGCUCGUAAUGCUUUGAUGCUGGCUCGCAGUAUUGGCGCUCAAGUCUGGGAUGACUCGCCGUUGCACAUGAAGCAGCUUGAGGGGAUAGGCAUCGUGGCAGUCCGCAAGCUUGCAUCAGCUGGGAUCAAGGCCAUUGAGGACAUCGAAAGUGCCGAUGCGUCGCGUUUAGAGACGAUUAUGUCUCGCCAUCCACCGUAUGGUGCGCGGAUGCAAGAGCGUGCAAGAGCAUUCCCCAAGCUGAGAGUCACCCUGAAGGCUAUCGGUAAGCCGGUCGUUAAGAAGAGCGAGCACGUCUCGAUCAACGUCAAAGCGGAAAUCGGCUUCCUGAACGAGAAGACGCCGGAAGCCUUCCUCAAGCGAGCAGUCUAUAUCUGUCUGCUCGCCGAAACCUCCGACGGCCAAAAGGUGCACUUCGCCAGAAUAUCGGCGAAGAAGCUUGACAAGGGUCAGGACCUAAUCUUCACAGUUAACCUGACGAGUGCGAACCAGUCGAUCCGAGCGUAUGUGAUGUGCGACGAGAUUGCCGGCACGGCACGGCAGGCACUGCUUAAGCCUGAGAUUCCCGCAAGUGCAUUUCCGCCGCCGAAGACGGCCGAAGAGAUGAACAAGCAGCGGAGCCAGGUUAUUCGCGCUGAGAACUCAUCAAAGCGACGAGCCUCCCGAGGCACUACCGACAUAAGCGAUGAGUUCGGCGAUGCGGAUAUCGAUGAUGCAGACCUGACGCUUGCUGAAGGAACUGGCUUUGUUGAUAUUGACGACCUUCAUCUUAGUGGCGACAACGAAGGAGCACAGCGAAAGAAGCAGAAGACCUUUCAUGACGCCGAUGCUCCCCCAGAGCAUCAAGCACUUCGACUACCAAACGGUAACUGGGCCUGCAACCACGCGUGCAAAGACAAGACAUCCUGCAAGCAUUUCUGCUGCCGCGAGGGGGUUGACAAGAAGCCCAAG
Messenger RNA from Baudoinia panamericana UAMH 10762, 3066 nucleotides. RefSeq lists its product as uncharacterized. The transcript has a single exon. The annotation marks the transcript as partial. Gene Ontology annotation, molecular function: ATP binding; nucleic acid binding. NCBI's taxonomy places the organism in Eukaryota, Fungi, Ascomycota, Dothideomycetes, Mycosphaerellales, Teratosphaeriaceae. The record is from RefSeq and is a predicted model, not a curated record.